Molecule: messenger RNA, 1991 nt
Organism: Bufo bufo (common toad)
Lineage: Eukaryota; Metazoa; Chordata; Amphibia; Anura; Bufonidae
Gene: P4HB
Product: prolyl 4-hydroxylase subunit beta
Exons: 11
Coding region: 8-1585 (525 amino acids)
Biological process (GO): response to endoplasmic reticulum stress; protein folding
Cellular component (GO): endoplasmic reticulum
Molecular function (GO): protein disulfide isomerase activity
Source: RefSeq, a predicted model, not a curated record
AAAGCGCAUGCGCGGAGAGCGGCCCUCACAGCGCCACGUCCUGUACACCGGAGCCGUCAUGGUGCCUUCUGCAGUCCUCGUAGCGCUCUCCGCCCUGCUCGGCGCCUUUCUCGUGCGGGCCGACAUCCCCGAAGAAAACGACGUAUUGGUAUUGACGAAGGACACGUUUAGCAAGGCGCUGGAAAACGACUACUUGUUGGUGGAGUUCUAUGCUCCCUGGUGUGGACAUUGCAAGGCUCUGACACCAGAAUAUGAGAAGGCCGCCAAGAAACUAAAAGAGGAAGGCUCUAAAAUCCGGUUGGCCAAGGUAGACGCUACCGAAGAAGCAGAGUUGGCGCAACAGUUUGGUGUUCGUGGAUAUCCAACUAUCAAAUUCUUUAAAAAUGGAGAUAAAUCUUCACCUAAAGAAUAUUCAGCUGGCAGGGAGGCAGCAGACUUCAUUAAUUGGCUGAAGAAGCGAACUGGUCCGGCCGCUGCCACCCUGGCUGAUGAUGCCGCUGUUGCUGCUCUGGUUGAGUCCAGUGAAGUUGCAGUUAUUGGUUUCUUUAAGGACUCAGAGUCUGAACUCGCCAAAGUGUUCCUGCAGGCAGCAGAGGCCGUGGAUGAAUUGCCAUUUGGGAUCACUUCUAGUGAUGCUGCUUUUUCAAAGUAUGAAGUUGAGAAGGACAACGUUGUCCUCUUCAAGAAGUUUGAUGAAGGAAGGAACAACUAUGAUGGGGAGGUGACAAAGGAACAAGUCUUGAACUUCAUAAAAUCCAACCAGCUGCCUCUGGUCAUUGAGUUCACUGAGCAGACUGCACCAAAGAUCUUCGGUGGGGAGAUUAAGACUCACAUUCUGUUGUUCCUGCCAAAAAGCGCAUCUGACUACCAAGUGAAACUGGACAACUUUAAGAAAGCUGCUGUAGACUUCAAGGGAAAGAUCCUUUUCAUCUUCAUUGAUAGCGAUCACACAGACAACCAACGUAUUCUGGAGUUCUUUGGAUUGAAAAAGGAAGAAUGCCCUUCUGUUAGAUUGAUCACCCUGGAAGAGGAGAUGACCAAGUACAAGCCAGAGAGCGAUGACCUCUCUGCUGAAGCAAUCAAGGAUUUCUGUGACCGUUUCUUGGAUGGCAAAGUCAAGCCCCAUCUUAUGAGCCAGGAUGUCCCUGAUGACUGGGAAAAGAACCCAGUGAAGGUGUUGGUCGGGAAGAACUUUGAGGAAGUGGUCUUUGACGAGGAGAAGAAUGUAUUUGUUGAGUUCUAUGCUCCCUGGUGUGGACACUGCAAGCAGCUGGCACCAAUCUGGGACCAAUUAGGGGAGAAGUUCAAGGACCAAAAGGACAUUGUCAUUGCAAAAAUGGAUUCCACAGCCAACGAAAUUGAAGCUGUAAAGAUCCACAGCUUCCCCACCCUGAAAUACUUCCCAGCUGGACCAGGAAAGAAGGUUGUCGAUUACAGUGGGGAGAGAACAUUAGAAGGAUUUUCAAAGUUCCUGACAAGUGGAGGGCAAGAUGGAGGUGCUGAGGACCUGGAGGAUCUAGAUGAGGCUGAUGAGCCAGAUUUGGAGGAUGAUGAAGAUGAUGAGCACAAGAAGGAUGAAUUAUAAGGACCAUAAAGUAAAAACUGCAACAACCAGAAUACACUAAGAGUGGAGGGGGAUUAAAAAUGUCUACAAGUGUUUCACAUUGUCUGAGCUCUGAAAAAUCCAGGGAAAUGCUUCACCCCAGUCUGUACAUUAGGGUCUUUACUUUGGGAGGGGGGGAAUUAAGGGUGUUUUGUCGUGUUUGUUUUUGUUUUUUUUUACACUGCUUUUAUUUUUAACACUGUAAUUUUGCCCUGAUGUAAGUUUGGCACUUGUUGCUUUUUUGUGUUGUCAUAUAUAAUUUUUAUUUUCUUUAAUUUUGAAUGUUUUGUCGAUGGAACGAAUGCAAAUCUGCAUGGCUGGUGACUCAAACAAAGGGCUGUCCUUUCCCCCAUUUCAGCCACUCUUAGAUUAGAAGUGGGACCCCAUA